GAACGGCCAGGCGCUGCCGGGUCGCCUAGCAACGGCGCCACGCAGAGCCAUGCAGGCCCGCGGCAACAGAGAGCAGGAGGCCAGGGAUUAUUUGGAAAAACAUCGGAUUAUGGAGUUGCUGAACUAUCUCACCAGCACCUUGCUCUUUUUCCGGCCAGAAAAACCAAGAGAGUAUUUAAUAUCUGUAUUGGAACAACUGAGAAUUGCCAAAAUGACAGGCUUGGCUUUUCCUUUCUUUAUGGAUCAUUCUAACAUUGUGUCUAUGUUUGAAAUGAUGGACACUUCGAAUAAAGGCACCAUAUCGUUCGUGCAAUACAGAGAAGCCUUAAAAACCCUGGGUCUGUUGACUGCAGAUGAAGUUUUAAAAGAUGAUGGACAUGCAGUAACUCUGGAUAAAUUCAGACGUGAAGUGGCCCCUAGGGCUGUGAAAAGAGGAAUCAACAUCCUGUAAAGCUUGAUGCCAUCAACAGUCAUUGUUAAGUUCUGAGCUUACUGUUUGAAGUAAUUUUCUGGCCUCUUGCAAUAGCGGGAGAACAGGGGGAACAGGUUCCGAGUCAUAUCAAACUGGAGCUGAGCUGCCCCUCCCUCGUUGAAAUGAUUGGCAAGAACAAUCUGAAACAAAGAGCAGUUUGUGUCACACGUGCCUUUGCCAUCAGGGCCCCGGAACGCCGCCCGCUCUUGCUUACUUCUUGGUAGAUGUACACAUCCAGCUUCUCCACAAGCACCUGCCAGAAGACUGUGAACAAGGAGAAGCAAAGCUGCUCCUCCAGCUGGAGUAAGCGGUCUCUCACGGUGAGCAGCAGCGGGCAGGCCGAGCUGGACAGGGACAUCACCGCCUGCUCCGACUGCGACGGCAGCGACAGCCACCUGCGAGGGACCAAGACCGCACCGCCUGCAGCGCGUUACAUUUUACUACGGAAUCUUCAAAACCUUGUACUUUGAGAGAUGUGACCAAUCAUUUUACAUGUGGGGAAGUGCACUGUCCUGGGGCAUCUUGGUUGGAUAAGAGCAAAAUGUACAGCCCAACAUUAAAAGCCGUCUCAGAAAAUAAAUAUAACUAUAUUGAUACACUGAUUCUCCAUUAAAUACUCCCUUAUUUAAUGAGGAUGACACAUCAUUUCCUUAAUGUGACUUACUGAAAUAAUUACAAAGUGGUUAAAAUGUAACAUGUAUUAGCA
Messenger RNA from Herpailurus yagouaroundi (jaguarundi), 1178 nucleotides. It is a transcript of the gene EFCAB10, whose product is annotated as EF-hand calcium binding domain 10. Lineage: Eukaryota; Metazoa; Chordata; Mammalia; Carnivora; Felidae. The coding region runs from base 50 to 451 and encodes 133 amino acids. Gene Ontology annotation, molecular function: calcium ion binding. The transcript has 4 exons. The record is from RefSeq and is a predicted model, not a curated record.